UGUAGCCUUUCGGUUGGAUAUCCUCCCUUGGCGUCCAGGUCAAGAACAUAACUACAACACUAACGACCUAAAAGACAGUUUUCAUGAGCAGCUGAUGGAGGACAGCGCCUUCCUCAAAGCUGAAAGAAGACUGGACACAGAGCUGGUGGACAAACUCAUCCUACAGCUCAACAGAAUCUAUCCACAGAUCCUCACAGACAAGGAAGCCACUAAAUUCAGAAACUUGGACGUCCCUACAAGUGUCCGUUUGGGUGAGCUCCUGACUUACUUGCAGGGGAAAGGUGAGGAAGCAUGUAGGGAGUUUUACAGAGCUCUUCACCUCCAUGUGGAAGAGGUAUACUACAGCUUACCUACACGGCUCCGACUCAGAGAUUCAUUAGAUCCACUCACAUUUCCAAACAUCCAGCAACGGAAACAUGUUCUGAAUGACAGAGGUCCCAUCUUCUUCCUGGGCUGUUUCAGCUUUGCUGUGGGAAUGGCUUUACUCUAUUACUACGGCGAAACUAAAGUAUCGGGAGGCAGCCGGGCCCUUGGGAUGGCAGCUCUUGGUCUGAAAAAGAAAGCACAGGAGGUUCUUAUAUGGUACACUGAAGAAGGCCUCAUGAAGUAGUGGGUGACCCCAUUACACGUGGUGCUUUUGGAAUUUCUGACACUACCAAAGCAUUUACUAUAAAUCUCAAGUGUUCAAUACUAAUUUUGUACACAGUGUGUAUUAUAUACAUGCUUUUGCUCUGAAAUGAGAUGGGCAGGAGAGAUUUGGCACUUUCUUUUUUUCCUUAAUGUCUUUUUUGGUUUAAAGGGAUUAACACACUUUAAAACUUUUUCAAGUGCAUAAUGCAAUCAACAGUUUGUCAAAUUGCUCAAAACAUUUAGCUGUUGUGACUUGAUUUUUUUUUCUUUGUUUGUUUGUUUAGCCAAAUCUCCACGUAUUAUUUACUUUAAUGUAAGUCUGUCAAAAAUUGACGUGAGGCUUCUUUGUGCCCCCACACAGUCAGUAAAAGACAACCUGGUUAUGAACCAUGGCCGCCAUCUUGCGGGCAAAAAGGGCGCUACAUCAUCCAGAAUGUAACAAGUCUAUUAAUUUCGUUCUUCUUUGGACAGUGAAAAAGAGAGAGAAAAUAAUUUAUCAGGAUCAUCCGAGACAUCGUCGAGUGUGUAAAACAACAAUUAAGAUGUAGUAAACGCGUAAUUAUUAUCACGUGAUACCACUUACCAAUGAAAUCCCGUGCUCUGAGAGCAGUGCAUUGUGGGUGGAAUGGCGAUUGACCAAAAUACAUAAAUAUUCGAAUAUAAAUGUAAUAAAAAUAAACCUUUAUUAUAAUCUGACUAUUUAAGGACAAUAUUAAAUAGUUAAAGCUAGUAUAUUUGCCUUAAAAAUUUGAAAAUAAACCAUGAGUGAAACUAAUUCCUGUAAUCGUCGGUAUAUAUACGAUGUCCUCGUAGUCAGGAAGCGUGUUGUAUGAAAGGAGAGAAGGUUAGCACUCCCCUUGACAAGGAUGGAAUUGGCCCUUGUGGCCUGCAACACACAUACGGUUAAGGCAUUGCCACUUACUUCGUGGCAUCUCUAACCAAUUUUUUUGUUGGUCAAACGCUCUAAUAUGGUUGGAAAUCGCAUCAUUGUAUUACCAUCUGUGUACAUAUCUAGAACACCAUCCUCUGUUUUCCGAAGUACGGAAGCACCACUCGUUAUUUUCCUUUGUCUGUGUUUCCGCUUAUAGGACUGGCAGGAUGGACUUUUUUUUUUCUCUUGUGCUGCGACAGCAGUUAGUCACCACCUAACACCACGCAAGAAGUUGCUCAAGUCUUUAUACCCGGUCUCACGACACUCUCUCAGAUAUUUAAUUGUAAUUCGAGCGUCAGUUUAAUAAAUUGAACCCAAGUUUGUGAUAAACAUUGUUUCUUAAAGUAUGGACACUUUUUUUUCAUCUACAGCCUAAUGUGCCUCAUUACUGACUAAAAUGUUACAAGUUUUUGAUGGCUCUAUUUUGCAUAAAGUUUAGCAAGCUUGCACCAAAAUUACAAGCUGAUAAAGUUUUAUAGUUUUUCCGAAGUGAUUUGUAAAUGAUUUAUUUCAAAUUCAUGGCAUAGAGAUGGGUUUGCCAAAAUAACUAUGUAAAGAAGCUGUUAGGUGGUACAAAGGUCAGAAUUUCUGGUGCCCAUAAGAGGCACAUAAACAUAUUUUGCAGCUAACGUGUCUCUGAUUAAUUUGUAAUGUUAUUCUAAAGGGAAAUUACAGCCUUUCGGGGACUGUCCAAUAAUAUAUACUCAUUGAUUCUUGUCAAAAUUUAUGUGUGUUGUGUCCCAGAGAAAUGCCUUAAAUGAGCAAGUGCCAUCAUUUCUUAGACCUUUGUCUUUGUAUAAGAAAAUAAAAACUAUGCAGAAUUAAAAACCAAA
Messenger RNA from Melanotaenia boesemani (Boeseman's rainbowfish), 2394 nucleotides. RefSeq names its product caspase recruitment domain family, member 19 (gene card19). The transcript has 6 exons. NCBI's taxonomy places the organism in Eukaryota, Metazoa, Chordata, Actinopteri, Atheriniformes, Melanotaeniidae. Bases 95 to 610 code for a protein of 171 amino acids. Gene Ontology annotation, cellular component: mitochondrion. The record is from RefSeq and is a predicted model, not a curated record.